AUGUGUUAUCGGAAAAGGGGCAACUCAAAUCAACAAACAAUGACAACAAAAGUCAUCAUCCAAGACAUGUCAUCAAUAUUGCGUCGCUCAUUCACUGCCAUUUCAUCGUUGUCCAGACAGUUUUCGUCAUCAUUCUCCACACGUACCAUGUCGUCGUUUGGCCGUCUCAUUCGCUUCCGCGAUGCUGCAGGCAACUCUCGCUUUGGCGAGCCCAAGAUCUCAUCGCUGUCCGAGUUCGAUGAGGCUGUAGCAAAGGGCACUCUGGAGGCCACCGUUUUCGAGGGCAGCAGCCCCUUCAACGUCACACCAACAUCUGAGGCGGUCAAGGUGCAGGAAGUUCUUCCCCUGUUGACUGUUGAGGAUGUGCCAAUUGUGAAGUGCGUCGGACUCAACUACAUCAAGCACAUUCAGGAAGGUGGCCGCAAGCCUCCUCCAUACCCUUCCAUUUUCAUCAAGCCACGCGCUUCCAUCGCAGGCUACAAGGAGGAUAUCCCCAUCCCAAAACUUGCCCAAGAUGACCAGCUCGACUACGAGGGUGAGCUGACCAUCGUCAUCGGCAAGACUGGCAAGAACAUCCCCAAAGAGAAGGCUCUUGAGCACAUUGCUGGUUUCGUCGUUGCCAACGAUGUUUCUGCUAGAAAAUGGCAGCGUGACCCCGCCUUCGCUGGCGGUGUCCCACAGUGGUGCUUCAGCAAGGGCUUCGACAAGUUCGCCCCCGUCGGCCCUCUGCUUGUCUCCCCCAAGAUUGUUGGCAACGCCGGCAACCUCCAGCUUCAGACCAUUGUCAACGGCGAGGUACGACAAGACACCAACACCAACGAUCUCCUUUUCAGCACUGAGGAGAUUGUUGCUUUCAUCAGCCAGGGUACCACUCUCGAGGCUGGCACCAUCAUCUUGACGGGCACACCUGCGGGUGUUGCCAUGGGUAUGAAGGAGCCAAAGUGGCUUAAGAAUGGCGAUGUUAUUGAGGUCAAGAUUGAGGAGUUGGGCAGUGUCAAAAACAAGAUGGUCUUUGAGUAG
This is a messenger RNA of Podospora pseudopauciseta, 1020 nucleotides long. RefSeq lists its product as uncharacterized. The transcript has 2 exons. The record is from RefSeq and is a predicted model, not a curated record. NCBI's taxonomy places the organism in Eukaryota, Fungi, Ascomycota, Sordariomycetes, Sordariales, Podosporaceae. Gene Ontology annotation, molecular function: acetylpyruvate hydrolase activity. Bases 1 to 1020 code for a protein of 339 amino acids.